CGUUAAUUAGUGAUCUGUGCAAUCCGAGAUUGAUCAGACUUGAUUAAUGGAUUGAUAACUUACAAACUAGUGUUACAAUUCCAAUGGGAAUUGGAAGCAAAGUUCAAACCAGUGUCAUAUGACUGCAGGGGAUACACUGUAUAUAACGAAAUGGGUAUAAAGACUAGUCCCAAAUGACAAAGAAAAAUGAAGAUCAUUUGUUUGAUUUUUGUCCUGACCUUGUCCUGUGCUAUAGCUAGUGAAGCUGUGACAUACUCCACCCUCUCUGUUAAUCAAACCAAUUCAACCAAUCACACAGCUGAAAAAAUUGAAAAACAUCCAGAGGGUGUGGUUUUGGUGGAGAUCCGUUAUGAAGCCAUAAAGGAACCAUUUUUUCUUACUUUGGUGGUCUUAAUUGCUGGUCUUAGUAAAAUUGGAUUUCACCAUGCUGAUUUCAUAUCUUCAUAUGUCCCAGAGUCUUGCCUCCUGAUCAUACUUGGAACUAUCUUUGGAGGAUUGUUCAAAUUGAUCGGGGUUAGUGCGAGUUUGCCAGAUUUCUUCACCCCUGAGAUUUUCUUCCAAUAUCUACUUCCACCAAUAAUACUAGAGGCAUCUUUCAGUCUCUUUGACAAAACAUUUGCAGACAACCUUGGAAGUGUUCUGAUUUUGGCAGUAAUCGGAACAACAAUAUCAUGUUUCUUAAUUGGAUUGAGUUUGUAUGGCCUGAUGAUUGCUGGAGCUAUGGGAACAGUGUCCCAGAUUCCAGCGAUACAGAUAUUUGUGUUCUCCUCACUCAUUGUGGCUGUUGACCCAGUGGCAGUGCUGGCCGUUUUCACAGAGGUCGGAAUCAACCCCACCCUGUACUUCUUAGUGUUCGGCGAGUCUCUGCUCAACGAUGGUGUAACUGUGGUUUUGUAUAAUGUAAUGCAGACAUACAACAGAUUACAAGCAGAAGGGGGGACAAUUGAUGCCACACAGGUCGUGCUGGGAAUUGUUAAGUUUUUUAUUGUUGUCAUUGGUGGCCUUGUUAUUGGGAUUUUAGUUGGUUGUUUAUCAGCUCUGCUUACAAAGUUCACAAACACUGUCAAAGUUGUUGAACCUUUAGCAAUAUUUGGAAUGGCUUAUCUCGCUUUUCUACUUGCUGAAUUAUUUGAGUUUUCUGGAAUUAUAUGUAUUAUUGGAUGUGGCUUGGUACAAGUAGCUUACUCCUUCCAGAAUAUUACUCAAAAAUCCCGAGUAGCAAUCAAGUAUUUCACCAAAGUACUAAGUACUACAUCAGAGAUUAUUAUAUUCCUGUUCCUGGGGCUAGCCCUGGUCACAGAACAUGACUGGCAAACCGGAUUCGUCUUGUGGACCCUGGUGCUCUGUAUAGGUUUCAGAUUUCUAGUUGUCUACGCCAUAACAUUCUUGAUUAACAAGUUUGACACGUACAGAGUUCGGAAGAUAGGAUACGAUGAAAUGUUUAUCAUGAGUUAUGGUGGGCUUCGUGGAGCCGUCUGCUUCUCGUUGGUUGCGCUACUGGACAAGAAUGAAUUUCCAGAAAAGGACAUGUUUGUCACCACAACGCUGUUUGUGAUCCUAUUCACGGUCUUCUUCCAGGGUGCCACUAUCAAACCCAUUGUUAAUGCCUUACGAGUGAAACUGGCUCCUGAGGACCAAAGUCCAACUAUGUACACAGUUCUUCAUGAAAAGAUAAACGAUCACCUGAUGGCUGGUGUUGAAGAAGUAUUGGGAUACCUUGGAAAGUUCCAGCUUAGAGAAAAAUUUCAUUAUUUUGAUGACCAUUAUGUUCGAAAACUAUUGCUGAAAAAUCCUAAUGGAGAAGAUGGAGCAGAACUAAUAGUAAAUUAUGAGAAACUUGUAAUGAAAGAACAUUUCAAGAAUCUACAUCUUUGUGGAGCUGCUAAUAUGCCAAAAGUUCCCAGUGACCUGAAAAAUGUAGAUAGUACAGCCAUUUUACUGAAAUUAGAAGUUGAUGAAGAUGAGGAUGAAAAGAGUACAGAUAAUGUCCCACCCGCAGUAUUGAGACCACACGGUGAUCGUGUUGUAACUUAUGGAGGAGAGCAGCCUUCAGCUAAAUAUAAUCGGAGCACAUCCUCGAGCCACCCGAUUUCUAUACAAAUAGGAGGAGAGCAGCCUUCAGCUAAAGACUUUAGGAACAUGUUAAAUGACUCUAUGCGGACUCCUUCAAUGCUGGUUCCAAACAAGAGGUUUGAAGACCAGAUAAAAGAGGCUCCCAAGUUUGAUUUUGAAAACUUGAAAUUCAGACGAAGAUUUAAUAACCGCCUGCAACGAAUGAAAUCCAUAAGGAAAAUGCCAGAAAGAGCACUUUCUUGGGCCGAAAGCGAUUCUGAUCUGUGUCGAGCAAGAUCAAAUAAUCAUAAAGCAGGUCGAGCACAGAAAGCUAUGACAAUGGACUAUUCUCCCAUGGAGGGGGAUAGAAGUUUCGACACUUCAUUAGUGAAUCAAACAAUUCCAGAGGAUGAUGUCUUCGAAAAGGAGCAUAGUGCUGAGGAUAAACCACUUUUGAAGGAUGACACUGACUCUAAAGAACCAAAGCAAGAGGAUCAGAGUACACAGGCAGCCAAAAAACUUACCCAUGAUGCUCUUCACCGCCAGGACGCUGUGGAUAAUAUCCCACUGUCGAACGUCCACGUUCAGAGAGCGAAUUCAGAAUGAUGAUUAAAUAGAUUCCCAAUAUAGCUCUUAUAAACUUAAUAUUAUUUAUGAAAAUACAUGUUGAGAUAUGCUCCAGUGAAAGGAUUUCAAAUAUGAUGUGCAUGCUUGACUUCAUUUUAUAUCAUUUCAGUAGUAAUUAAAGUUUACUAAUUUUUCUGUUAUAUUUAUAGACUAAUGAGAGUUUUAAUGGUUUUUAUUUAUGCAGUAGUGGAUAAGCUCAUAUAAAGUAUUAAUAUAAUGUAGGUCUGCCAAAUUUUCUCAAGGUUUUGCAUUGGUUUUUACUCGCAGGAAUUCUCUCUGGGGGUCAUAAUUUAUUUUCAUUUUCAAUAACUUAUGCAACUGAUUGUGCGUGUUGUUUCAAAUCAUGAUAUUUUGAGCAAUUAUUGUUGGCAAUAAAGUACUUAUUUAAAAUAAAACGUUUAUUCAAUAUCCAACGGGUGAUAGAGCUCUAGGUCUCAGCUGAUAUUCUUGAAUUUUGUCUACAACUUUUUUUUUUUUAAACAUUUAUUUUGUUUGAGUGAUUUUCAUUAUAUAGUUAUUAGUAUAUAGAAACUAGGAUAUUUUAAAAUCAUGUACAGCUUGUGUGCUAGUUAUUAGGCUCAGUUAAUAUUCUGGAAUUUUGUUUACAACUUCUUUUUUUUUUCUUUGUUUAAUAUUUAUUUUGUUAGAAUUAUUUCAUUCAGUAGUUAUAUAGAGCCUUGGGUAUUUUAAAAUAAUGUACAGCUUAGGUGCUAGAUACAAUAUUUAUGUGAUGCUAAUUGAUUUUAUAGGUGACAGAUGUAAAAAGUAUAUUUUGUAGAAGUAUUUCUAUUUAUUGUAUUACUUAAACAUAUCCAUGUAUAUACUUGCCGAUGUGUAUCUGAAGAAUUUGGAACUAAAUGAUAUGCAUAACUGACUUAGAAUAAAUCGUUUAUAAAAAUGUAUGGCAUGGCAUGUAUACAAAGAACUAAAUUUAGUUUAAGUUUAUGGACUGUAAACCUUUGUUUACAAAUCGUAAACUAUAGUUAAAUAUUCGUUAGCUCUAGUUUUCAUCUGUAAAACAAUAUCUAAUGGGUGUAAGCUGUAGAUAACAAAAGCUUUUCUAAGUUCAUCUGUCUAUAGAUAAACGUUAACAAUAGAUUUUGCUGAUGAAUAAAGAUUCCCGAUUGUAAACUGUAUUUUACAUUCGUUAACUGUAGUCAAGAGUUGUUAGUCAUAGUUUUAGUAUAUAGUGUACACUCCUGAAACAUAAAUGAUCGCAUUAACAAUGGUUUACAGAUGUGGAAUAUAUAUUACGUAAACUAUAGUUUACUGUAUGUAAUCUACAGUUAGCCUCUGAUUAACCUAAUUGACUGUGAAACUAUGUUUAGCUCAUUUUUUUCAUAGAUUUCAAUGCUUUACAUGGAAGUAGAUUGGUUUAUAUCAAAACAAAAGCAAAGAAAUAUAAAAAUUUAAAUGAAGAAACACGUUUUUUAAUUGUGAGUAUUACAUAAUCUGAUGGUAUCUCUUUAUAUAGAAGUGUUUCUAACGUGUCUAUUUACAAUCCCACUCAAACAUGGAUGGUGUAAGACCUUUGUAUUAAUACUCAAGUUCGACACUUUCAUUGAAUAACAAAUCACAAAUGCAAUGUAAACAACCUACCGCUUUAUCAAUGCAUAAUAAAACCGUUACAUGUAUAUUCAAUAUGUAUGUCAAAUAAAAUGACUGGUUAGUAUGUAUGUUUUGUGCCAUAUAUGUAUUUUGGAAUUGUGUUAAACAUAAAGCUUACAAAAAGUGCACUAUAUUUAUCAUAUAUGGCAAUUAUGUUAAUCAAUUAAGUGCUAUAAAAUGUGUUAAUACAGCAAUUAAAAUAAAGGCUCUACGAUGUACAUGUAAAA
This is a messenger RNA of Magallana angulata, 4514 nucleotides long. RefSeq names its product Na(+)/H(+) exchanger beta-like. Gene Ontology annotation, molecular function: sodium:proton antiporter activity. Gene Ontology annotation, cellular component: membrane. The transcript is spliced from 25 exons. The coding region runs from base 187 to 2658 and encodes 823 amino acids. Gene Ontology annotation, biological process: sodium ion transport; regulation of pH; proton transmembrane transport. The record is from RefSeq and is a predicted model, not a curated record. Lineage: Eukaryota; Metazoa; Mollusca; Bivalvia; Ostreida; Ostreidae.